CGAAAUACAUUCUGUCCCAUAGAAUAUUCAUAUAAGCCCACUCGUAUUAACACUCGAAAACCCGUUUUUGUUAGUUCCUUCGUUUUUGGUUCGAUCUUUUCGUUUUUUAUGUUAUGCAGUAUAGAGACGAGGUGCCCCAUCCCGACCAGAUGAGGGUCUAUCUGUUCCGCAAGCUCUUGGCUCAUGCCGGCGAACUGCAGCGGGAAGUGAGCGAGGAGGCGAUCGCCGAGGUGGUGGACCAGGUCCUCGGCGGACGCACCAGCACGGUCUUCAACUGCGGCGGAGUGCCAGCGGUCGAUCCGGCGGACAUGGUCACCCGCAUCCUGGGCGAGCUCUUCACCAGCGUUUACUCGAUGGAGGUGAACCUGGAGGUGCACGUUUCAGUGCGUCAUGUUCAGCUGAGCGGGGAUUCGGACGACCUGGUCGCGAACCUCAAGGGAUGCAGUCAACGGGCCACCCGGGACCACUUUGUGGCCACGCCCCGCGAGGUGCACGCCUACAUAGAGAGGGUCAUGGGCAAGGUAAGCCAGGGCGACGACUGCCCCCACCUGAUCUUCACCAUCCAUGUGAGGCAGACGAAUGCCGAACAGUCGUGGAAAAGUUGUGGCAAGCUGCAGCUGGUCCACCUACAGCAGCUGGCGGAGGAUUCGCCGCCCCUCGAAUCCGACUCGCCCCUGGACACGCUCGUGAACCUGUUCCAGGCCCUGGCCCACAAUCCCAAAACCCACAUCAGGUACCACAACAUUCGGCUGACCAGGCUGCUCCAACAGCUGAUGGGCAGCGGCGGCAGAACGGUGCUUAUAAACUACACUGAUCCGCCGAUGAGAAGGGACCACCUGGUGACCCCCGCCCCCAGUCCCUCGUCCAAUUCCAAUGGCGACUUGCCCGCAGAAGUCUGGUGGGGAUUGUUCAGGCAGGAGCGGGGAAAGUACUGCCGCCUGCGGGACAAGGUAAUGGGAAUGGUGGCGGAGAAGGACGAACUGGACGAGUUUCUGGAGAGCCUGGAGGCGAGCGACAGUCCGGAGGAGGAAAGGAGGAGUUCAGAAGACGACCUAUUCAAGAAAAAGGAGGCUUGCCUCAUGCACCAGAAGAUGCUGCAGAUUCGCUCAGAGGCAGAGAUGUCUAUUGACAAGUUGCAAGAUCUCCAACUGGGCAUCGAUCAUCUGGCACAAAGGAACUUUUGCUUGGAGCAGCAACUGGGCCAGAAGAACCGUCAGCUGGAAAGGCAAACCCAUCUCCUCCGCCUCGCUUGCAGCCAAAUUGCAGAUCAGCGGCGGAAGUUCCAAGAGAAGAUGGCCGAGUACUCCAACUUGUUCCAAGACAUGUGGCAGCAACAGAGCUUGGACAUCCAGCAACAGGAGCAAGUACAGCAGCGGCAGAUGUCCCAGUUGUUUGACAACAUCUGCCAGGAGAUGCAGCGAUGGCACCAAAGGAAAGAAGCACGGAUGUCGGACCAGGAGGAAGAGCCCCGUGGGAGACCCUAGGCCAGGCUCUAGCGUUUGGCACUCGGCUUCCAGUGGAGAGGCCACGAAGCACCAGCGACCGCUUAAAGGUCAGCCAGUCAGUCGUCUUCUUCAGGUCUUCCGGACCAGUCACGAACCAUUCGAAGCCAUCUCACACAUUCCCCAGCGCAUCUGGCUGUGCCACUUUGCCAUUUAGCCAAUAAGCUGGCGCGAUGGAACCGAGCCAAUGACUGUCGGCAAGUUCGUUGCCUAAGUCUUUAGUUUUGCCCGCCAGAUGUACGCUGGGAAAUUUGCAAGGGCGGUUGCGGAUGAAAUGGUAUGAAGGAGUCGCAUGGAUUGCGCAGUUCGAAUUGUAUUCUAAAAGCUUUUAACGCUGCCUAUAAGUUAAAUAGCAAUUGUAGAGGUUAAAUUUAGUGUUUGGACAGUAAAUCAAGAAUAAAUUUGGCCAUUAUAGUAAGGAUAUUAAAUUGAAAA
Molecule: messenger RNA, 1937 nt
Organism: Drosophila rhopaloa
Lineage: Eukaryota; Metazoa; Arthropoda; Insecta; Diptera; Drosophilidae
Product: kinesin heavy chain
Exons: 1
Coding region: 114-1484 (456 amino acids)
Source: RefSeq, a predicted model, not a curated record